This is a messenger RNA of Kwoniella shivajii, 1704 nucleotides long. RefSeq lists its product as uncharacterized. The record is from RefSeq and is a predicted model, not a curated record. Gene Ontology annotation, molecular function: UDP-glycosyltransferase activity. Lineage: Eukaryota; Fungi; Basidiomycota; Tremellomycetes; Tremellales; Cryptococcaceae. The coding region runs from base 1 to 1704 and encodes 567 amino acids. The transcript has 10 exons.
AUGACGGUAGUAAAACCAACUCAUUUCGUGGUGGUUCCACUUGCCAUGUGGGGCCAUCUUAGACCUUUAUUGCAUCUAUCAUUGAACCUUUUGGCCGUUCAUCCCAAUCUUCAUUUGACACUCCUUGCGGCACCUUCUGUUCUUCCAAAGGUAGAAUCUGAAUUGAAAUCAACUUCUUUCGCUCAUAUCUAUACGCCAUCUCCUACCACUUCAGGAACAUCCACUCCUUCCCUCGGAGCCAGUGCAAGUGCAAGUGCAGGUGCAAGUACAGAUGCUCAUCAUACAUCAUCAAAAGAACAACAGCAAGAGAAUAAAGCUAUUGCAGAUAGACUUCAAGUCAUCACUUGUAUCUCACCAGAAUUUGAUUUACCUGAGCAGUGGGAUCCAGCAACUAUGGCUAAAGAAGGUGUGGAUUAUGCCAAAACGAUUCCUGCUUUCCUCAAAGACUUACUCGGUAAAGAACAUAAGAUCCAAGGAAUCAAUAACAAGUUUGAAGAUAUAGCCCCAGACUUCCUUAUUUUUGACGUCUUCAAUUUUUUCAUUCCGGACGUCAUGAGAGCGGUUUCUUGUGAGAGUGGAAACAGAGUUAUCCCUUUGAUAGGUUUCGUUCCUAGUAAUGCUACUGCUUCUUACCACACUUUUGCUGAGGAAGAAAAGGGGGGAUCAUUCGCUAAAAUGCUUCGAUUGGUGAAAGAAGAUGUGGCAAAAGGUCGCGACACCACAGAGGCUUAUGGCGAACAUUCUUUUGCAGCUUAUGGGCAAGUGAAGAAACUUCCCGGUUUGGCUGAUAAAUUUGACUGGCCCAAUAUGGCUACGAUCCCGUUCCCUCCAGGAACAUUCAUGGCCGUGAUUCCAAGUGUCCAAUUGACAGACGAUGAGAAUAUGACUGGAUUGAUUUGUCCAACGACUGCUGAAAUUGAAAUGGAGGCAGUGGAGGCGUUGGAAAAGGAUCUAGGUAAGAGGGUUUAUAUGGUAGGACCGCAAUUUCCUGAAUCCUCUUGGAUUGGAGAACAUCCCAUACCGAAAGCGUCCAAUGCCGAAGACGAGAAAGUGUACAGAUUCCUUGACGAUAUGGACGAGAAGUAUGGUCCCAACAGCGUCAUCUAUGUCAGCUUUGGAUCAAUUUUCUUCCCUGUCUUACGACCUGAGAUCAUUCGAUAUAUCCUUCAAUCACUCAAGCAAGCUGGAUUCCCAUUCCUAUUUGCUCACGCAUCAGGAAUGGCUCAAAUCCCCGAUGAACUCAUCAAAGAGCUUGAGGAAUAUGACGAUUGCUGUAUAGUCAAUUUCGCUCCGCAGUGGGAUGUGGUCAACCAUGAUGCUACCGGCUUCUUUUUGACUCACUGUGGAUCAAAUAGUACUGCAGAGGCAAUUCUAGCAGAGCUUCCUUUGGUCACGAUGCCUUUUGCUGCCGAUCAAGGAGAAUUCGCUGCAUUACUUACCGAAGUUUACAAAGUCGGAAUCGACCUCAAGCAAGUGAAGACUUUCUCUAAGCCUGAAUACAAUAAACUAUACGAUGGUACAGUCGUUUUAGGCACAGAGGAUGCCAUCAAAGAGGAAUUGCACGAGACUUGGAACAAACUUAGAGGACCUGAAGGUGAAGUCUUAAGAACCAAUAUGAAAAAACUUAAGUCUACUGUCAAGCAGAGUUGGGUAAAUGGUAGAUCCAAGAAAGAUAUGUUGGCUCUUGGGAGAUGUUUCGAAUAA